Mucor velutinosus is the source of this 1269-nucleotide messenger RNA. It is a transcript of the gene DYS1, whose product is annotated as Deoxyhypusine synthase. Gene Ontology annotation, biological process: phosphoenolpyruvate transmembrane import into Golgi lumen. Gene Ontology annotation, cellular component: Golgi apparatus; endoplasmic reticulum. The record is from RefSeq and is a predicted model, not a curated record. Lineage: Eukaryota; Fungi; Mucoromycota; Mucoromycetes; Mucorales; Mucoraceae. The transcript has 2 exons. Gene Ontology annotation, molecular function: antiporter activity; phosphoenolpyruvate transmembrane transporter activity. Bases 1 to 1269 code for a protein of 422 amino acids.
AUGCCAUCGAUAUUGCCUACACAGAUAAGUGAACCGCCUCAGAGGAAAUUCUUUAGCAAAAUCACAUCCACAAAAAACCAUACCCGUCAUUUCAUGUCUGACAACAACGACGCUACAUAUGACAAAAUACCUCUAGACACUCAUACAACAACCCAUCGACAUCAUACAGCGGUCUCUACAGCAUUACAGCACCAUGUAUCCCUAUCAGACAACUCCAAAUUUCUGCUGUGCUGCUUCAUGUGGUACAUUUGCUCUUCAUUGUCAAGCAACACAGCUAAACAGAUUAUGAACACCUUCAAGUAUCCCGUAACCUUGACUUUUGUACAGUUCCUCAUGGUCUCCUGCUGGUGUGCCUUGAUGGAGAGAGUCUUCAAGUCAUCCGGCAUCAAGAAACCCACCAAAGUCAUUAUACAGACGAUUGUUCCAUUGUCGUCGUUUAUGAUUGUGGGCCAUGUGUUUUCCAGUAUCAGUAUCAGCCGAAUUCCAGUGAGCUUAGUGCAUACGAUCAAGGCAUUAGCGCCUUUAUUCACCGUGCUGUUUUAUCGAUUUAUCUUUAAUGUGCACUAUUCAUCGCAGGUAUACACAGCCCUGAUUCCACUGACGAUGGGCGUUAUUUUGGCAUGUUCGUUUACCUUCUCCAACAACCUCAUUGGGUUGGGAUGCGCCUUUUGCUCAUGUCUUGUGUUUGUGAUGCAAAACAUCUUUAACAAAAAGCUGCUGUUCAAGGAAUCCAAGAUGGGCGAGCACAACCCCAACAAGCUGGACAAGAUGAACAUGAUGUUCUACUCGGGCUUUAUUGCGUUUGUGUUGAUGAUCCCCAUGUGGUUUUAUUACGACGGCUAUCUGUUCCUGAUCUACAGCGAAUCUGUGCAAUUGGACGUGAGCAAGACACGAUUGCUGAUCUACUUUUUGUUGAAUGGUACAACGCACUUUGCACAGAGUUGGUUUGCAUUUACGACAUUAGGCAUGUCUUCACCUGUUACGUAUUCAAUUGCAUCUUUGGUGAAACGUAUCUUUGUUAUUGUCAUGAGUAUAAUUUGGUUUGGACAACAAGUGAGUUUUAGUCAGACAUUGGGCAUCGCAUUAACGUUCAUUGGGCUCUGGAUGUACCAAAAGGCCAAGCGAGAGAUCGACCAAGGCGAGACAAAGGCCAAUGAAAAUUCGAUUCAGGUGCUGCCCACAAGUAACCUAGAGACGAGCGAGCAUCCAGGCAGCAACAGCAUCAAGAAAUGGAUCGAUAAUCGACUGAAUAAUGAAAAAAUCUUGUAA